UUGCUAGAAAAGCCGCCCAUUAAAAGCUCGCUUUCUCUUCAAUAUCUCCGACGGUCAAAUCUCUUCCCUCUCUCUGCCUCUCACACGCCAAUUGAGAGAAAGAAAGAUUCGUUUCAAAACUUCAAUGGGAAAGAAGAGCUACAUAAGAAUGAAAACGGAUCAAGACACGAACCAGCUGAUCAGCUCUGAUCUGAAAGAGCUUGGAAACGCCGCUAAAAAGCUCGCUACCCAUGUCGGCAACCUCACCAGCUUAGGCUUCGGCACCACAUUCCUUCAAUGGGUUGCUUCCUUCUCUGCAAUUUAUUUGUUGGUUCUGGAUCGAACACAUUGGAAGACAAACAUUCUUACGUCUCUGCUAAUCCCGUACAUCUUCUUCAGUUUUCCUUCACUACUGUUCAACAUCUUCAGAGGAGAGAUUGGGAAAUGGAUUGCUUUUGUUGCGGUUGUGUUGCGCCUUUUCCUCCCACGACAUUUCCCAGAUUGGCUGGAACUUCCAGGCGCUUUGAUUCUUUUGAUGGUGGUGGCUCCUAGUUUACUUGCAGACACUGUAAGGGACGACUGGAUUGGCGUGGCAAUAUGUCUUGUCAUUGCAUGUUAUUUGCUGCAAGAACACAUCCGGGCAUCUGGCGGUUUCAGAAAUUCCUUCACAAAAGCCAAUGGCAUAUCAAACACGGUUGGUAUAAUCCUUCUGUUGGUCUAUCCUGUCUGGGCACUGGUACUUGACUUCAUAUAGCCACACUCUGCAGCAUGUGGAUUGCCUCGAGGCUUCCAUAUUUUAUGAACCAUCUUGUUUGUAUCAUUCAGAUAAACUGACAAGUUUGUUACUCAGAAGAUAUGUUGUUAUCAUUUGCACCAGUAUAAACGCCAACAGAAAAAUUGUGCUUUAUUCUGUUGAAGGGGAUUAGCAUAAUUUUUUUUUGUUAUUUCAUCCUUAUCAUGUGAUCUUUUUUGAGGCU
Corylus avellana is the source of this 956-nucleotide messenger RNA. Its product is annotated as cold-regulated 413 plasma membrane protein 1. Lineage: Eukaryota; Viridiplantae; Streptophyta; Magnoliopsida; Fagales; Betulaceae. Gene Ontology annotation, cellular component: membrane. The record is from RefSeq and is a predicted model, not a curated record.